AUGUUGCUGGGCGUGGCCAUUCUAGCGGCGGCGGUCGUCCCCUUCCUCCCAGCGGCACGGGCGGAAGCGAACGUGGGCGUCCCCAUCUACACGCCCACGCUGACCGCCCUGCCACCGACUCUGGGCGUGCUCCAGGAAGCGAUCCAGCGCGAGGCCCGUCACUUCAGCACCGUGGACGUCUGCGGCGACGCCGUUUGUGACCAGAUGGUGAGGCAGGCGAACGGACUCGCGAGACUCAAGACCAUCAGGAAAUAUAUCGUGGAAGCUGUCAGCAUGAUGGACAGUCUGGUGACCGCGCUGGACGCUGAGCUGGUGGUCGCGGGAGAGACAAUGACACGGGCGCUGGGGAACAGGUGUCGCGCCGCCCACGCUGUUCUGAACGAGGUCACAAAGGGCCCCGCCGAGAAGGAUCGUCUGAACGGCAGGAGCAGCGCCUUCAUCUACGGCCAGGACGUCUUCUCACGCCACUCCUGAAGAUCCUCCAGGAGAAAUAUCCUUGAGGAACCACCUGUAUGACCAUAAACAAAACAAACAGUCGAACAAACGAAGGAAAACAUGUAUUUCUAUGUUGUUAUCGGGGUACCUUUCUUAUUUUCUCGUGUGAUUGCUUUUUAUUUAAUGAAUCUUUAGGGCUUUCUUUUAAGAUGAAUGCGUAAGUGUGUGUGAAUCAGGGGUUGGGAACGUCUGUUGUGAUAUGGGUCUGACUGCCACUGAGAGUCCCGGAUUUGAGUAGCUAGAAUACCAAGGGUAGAAAACUAUAUUUUUUCUUUUUUG
This is a messenger RNA of Penaeus vannamei (Pacific white shrimp), 774 nucleotides long. The record is from RefSeq and is a predicted model, not a curated record. NCBI's taxonomy places the organism in Eukaryota, Metazoa, Arthropoda, Malacostraca, Decapoda, Penaeidae.